AUGUUUUUCACAUACAACGAUCUUACUCUAUUGUUACUUAUCAUCAGCAUGGUCCCGGCAUUGGCCAGUACGAUUCAAGCCACACAGACCGCUGCUGGAGUCAAUCAGCAAAGUCGAGCCCAAUACCCUGACGUACCCCUCCCACGUGAUAAGUCUACUGCGACGGAUGCCCUCAACAUCCUUAGAUGUGUUCAAGUAAACGGAUACCCCAAUGCCACUCAAAUCGGGAAGGAGCAGGACGGUAUCCUGGUUUUUCUCCCGGGCAUCUACGAGGUCUUUAACACCAGCUAUGUUCGAAAUGUAAGCGCCUGUAGCACGAUUUAUGGUUUCGGCGUGCAAGUAUCUAUACAUAGCGGUAGUCAAUUCGACGAUGACGUUACUUUUAUCGGGACUCUCGCAGAGCUGGUAGCGGAUCGAACGCAAAUAACUGGUCUUACCAGGGCCAGUUACAUAGUCGAGUCAGACCUGGGAGGGACAGCAGUAGAUAGCCCUUACCUUCAACGCAGGACUAGCACUUACUACUAUGCGUAUAUGGCUGACGACGCUGCGUGA
Molecule: messenger RNA, 552 nt
Organism: Kazachstania africana CBS 2517
Lineage: Eukaryota; Fungi; Ascomycota; Saccharomycetes; Saccharomycetales; Saccharomycetaceae
Exons: 1
Coding region: 1-552 (183 amino acids)
Source: RefSeq, a predicted model, not a curated record